AUGACUUUUGAAAUCACUCCUUGCUCUCAAGAGGGCGCGUCGGCGGGUUCGGGGAUGGGAGGCCCCUCCUUUCUCCCCGAGUCGAGUGAGUCGAGCAAGUCGACAACAGUCUUGCAUGACACGCCUUUAUCCCCACCAGCCCAGAUGACGGCCACUACAUAUCCCAAAACGACAAUUGGCCAAGAUUUGUCAGAGCUUUUCGCUGAAAACGUGGUCGCGAAGCUUUACAGAACUGCCAUUGAGCCUGUAAUGCAUUCCAAUGACAGCGGAGCACCGAGCCUUGACUUCAUCCCCAACGCGUAUCCAGAGGAAGUGCCUCAAGACGGCGCCGAAAAAGGUUGCUAUGUGAUGAGGGAACCCGAAUUUUGGACUUCUGGGUUCUUUCCGGGGUCUCUCUAUUGUCUGCUCGAGCGAUUGGUUCGAUACCCGAAAAGCGUUCGAUUGUCGCCUCAAUUUUCCCUUUCUGGAGGCUCCGUGGACAUUGCCCAGAUGCGGUCUGACUUGCAGUCACUAUGUCGCUCAUGGACUAAGCCACUGCACGCCAUGGCCAGUAGGACAGACACACAUGAUCUGGGAUUCAUGAUCAUGCCGGCGCUGCAAAGAGACUGGGAGCUCACUAGUAAUGCCGACAGCUUGGACACUAUAUUACAAGCGGCAGAUAGCUUGGCUUCCAGAUUUGUUCCCUCGGCCGGGGCUAUUCGAAGCUGGGAUGAGCGCAUUCAGAAAAACAUUCAGAUCACAUGCCAAGAAACAAACUGCAUUCUCAUCAUCGACAGCAUGUGCAACAUGGAUCUUCUGUAUUAUGCCGCCAGUCACUCUCGCGACCACGAGCGUCUAUGUACAAUCGCCACUACCCACGCCACCACUCUCCUUCGAACGCACCUCCGACCAGAGCCUCAAGUAGUAGUUUCUGAAGAUGCCUAUCGUGGCCAGUGGUACUCCUCGUACCACGUUACCAAUGUGGAUCCUAAGACCGGUCUCAUCAAGCAGCAUUUCACAGCACAGGGCUAUUCAGAUCCAUCAACCUGGGCUCGUGGCCAGGCAUGGGGAAUACUUGGCUACGCACAAACGUAUAUGUGGACAAAGGACAGAAAGUUCCUCCAGGCCUCAUGUGGUCUGGCAGAGUAUUUCCUCUACCGGCUAGAGACCAGUCCUGGCUGUGUGGAGACGAGAAUCGGUGAAGGCAUGGUCGACAGUUCCACGGGCCGACAUCGUCGUGGACGUCAUGUACCACUAUGGGACUUUGAUGCCCCCAUAGGCGACCCAGCUAAUCCGUUAAGGGACUCCUCUGCUGGGGCGAUUGCUGCUGACGGAAUGCUGGUCUUGUCUCAAGGUCUGGCCAGUCUAGGUUACGACCAUCUCGCCACAAGAUUCCGAAACGCCUCUUUGGACAUUAUGAGGGACCUUGUCAAUUUUUCGCUGGCGCCCGAGAAGGCUGAGAUUGUACGUGGUGCAAAUGGUCAAAUUGAGGUUAGAGAUGUCUCCCCAGGUCAUACCUUUGCCGGUUUAUUGAAGCAUGGGACGGCCAACAACAACGAGAAUUCCCUCAGGGUGUACGCAAAUCAUGGUUUGGUUUAUGGCGACUACUAUUUCAUGGAAUAUGGUAACAGAUUGUUAAGUAUGGGUUUAGAAUAG
Molecule: messenger RNA, 1635 nt
Organism: Fusarium musae
Lineage: Eukaryota; Fungi; Ascomycota; Sordariomycetes; Hypocreales; Nectriaceae
Exons: 1
Coding region: 1-1635 (544 amino acids)
Biological process (GO): polysaccharide catabolic process
Molecular function (GO): chondroitin hydrolase activity
Source: RefSeq, a predicted model, not a curated record